UGAGCGCGCGGCUCUCUCCUCUCCAGUUGCGCUCAGAGCUGCAGACACUGAUGAGAUGUUUUCCUCCUGAUGUUUGAAGACAUGUCAGCGGUUUGUGUUGGAAGCAGAGGAGGACAGGACGGAGACAUUUAGCACAUCUGUGCUCAGGUGUCAGAGGAAACCAACAUCUGGAGGGAGAGAAAGCCAUCGAUGCUCUGUGAACUGCUUCACAAUCAACUUUCCAGAUGUGAGACCCCGUCAGUCCGGGGUCGUACCAGAUGUCCAACCCGCCCUCCGGACCGGCCCCUCGUUAUGCUGUAGGAUGAGCGCGGAUCUGGAGCGCGCGCCUCUCAGCACACCUGUGAACGCGGCCGGCUUGGCUGGCCGUGCGCUCUCGGCCAACGUCCGGAGGCUCCACAGCGGUCUGAACCAGCUGCUGAGUGAGGUGGAGAGGGAGCAGUUCAUCCACUGUCUGAAUGUUUACCACGCCAAGCGCAACGUCUUCGACCUGGUCCAAACUCUGAAAGUGAUCCUGAACGCGCCCGGGAAGCGCCAGCUGCUGCCCAUGCUGCGCCUGGUCAUCCCGCGCUCCGACCAGCUGCUCUUUGACCAGUACACGUCAGAGGGGCUGUACCUGAGGAGUGAGCUGCUCCCUGAGCCCGGCAGCGCAGACAUAUUUGGGGACGAGGACGACUCUACCCUGCAGACCUAUGUCAGCUCGUUCCGGGCCCCGGCUCCCAGCGCCGAGCCCCCCGCCCUGACCCCGCUCUGCCUCGGAGAGGUGCGCCAAGUCACCCUGACGCGCUCCAGGAGCCACGAGGGUCUGGGCUUCAGUAUCCGCGGGGGUUCCGAGCACGGCGUGGGGAUCUACGUGUCCCUGGUGGAGCCCGGCUCUUCGGCCCAGAGGGAAGGACUGCGGGUCGGGGACCAGAUAGUGGCGGCAAACGACAUGGUGCUGGACAGUGUCACCCACGUGGACGCGGUGAAGGUGCUGAAGGGGUGCAAGACAUUGACCAUGUCAGUGUGUUCCAUGGGUCACCUCCCUGGAGGCGGUAUCACCAACCGUGUGUACAGCUGGGUGGAUCCUCAGGGUCGGAGUGUGUCACCACCACCUGACAACCAGGAGGCCACUCAGAGGCAAGGGCAUGGCAUGGAGGAGAGGAUG
Molecule: messenger RNA, 1144 nt
Organism: Austrofundulus limnaeus
Lineage: Eukaryota; Metazoa; Chordata; Actinopteri; Cyprinodontiformes; Rivulidae
Product: whirlin
Biological process (GO): sensory perception of sound; auditory receptor cell stereocilium organization
Cellular component (GO): plasma membrane; stereocilia ankle link complex; photoreceptor inner segment
Molecular function (GO): protein binding
Source: RefSeq, a predicted model, not a curated record